Venustampulla echinocandica is the source of this 1581-nucleotide messenger RNA. Its product is annotated as Ribokinase-like protein. Gene Ontology annotation, molecular function: hydroxymethylpyrimidine kinase activity; phosphomethylpyrimidine kinase activity; thiaminase activity. Gene Ontology annotation, cellular component: cytosol. Gene Ontology annotation, biological process: thiamine biosynthetic process. The record is from RefSeq and is a predicted model, not a curated record. The coding region runs from base 1 to 1581 and encodes 526 amino acids. NCBI's taxonomy places the organism in Eukaryota, Fungi, Ascomycota, Leotiomycetes, Helotiales, Pleuroascaceae. The transcript has 12 exons.
AUGGCCAAAGGUCGGGUAUUAGUGAUUGCUGGCUCUGACAGCUCUGGAGGAGCGGGUCUUGAGGCUGAUCAAAAGGUGAUCGCAGCACAUGGCUGCUAUGCCAUGACAGCGACGACCGCAUUGACUGUUCAAAAUACUCUUGGAGUGACCGACAUUCAUUAUGUGCCGCCAGCAUUUGUUGGCAAGCUGAUCGAUAUCUCCGUCAGUGAUAUUGGGGUGGAUGUUGUUAAGAUCGGCAUGCUAGCCUCUGCAGAGACAAUCAAGGUCGUUGCAAAUGCUCUCCGGCAACACAAUGUACCCGCCAUAGUUGUUGAUCCAGUAAUGAUAUCAACCAGUGGAUCCCACCUGCUACCAGGAGAUGCGGUUCGUGAACUGCGUAUGGAGAUCCUCCCACAAGCAACCAUACUCACGCCCAAUCUUCCCGAGGCAAUGGAUCUUCUCUCACAGUCCGGCAAACCUGCCCAAGAUCCUAAAAGCGUCGACGAGCUAGUAGAAAUUGCGAAAUCUGUGCAAUCUCUCGGCCCGCGGUAUGUCUUGGUCAAAGGGGGCCAUUUGCCAUUCAAGAAAGACGGCAAUGUAGCAGAGACGGACGAGGAACGAGCUGUCACUAUUGACAUAUUGUAUGGAGAUGGCUAUGUAACCAGGAUAGAAAAUGUAUAUCAAGAUACCAAGAAUACCCAUGGCACAGGGUGUUCGUUAGCAUGUGAGCAAGAAACUCUUAACACAGCUUCCUCUCUGACAUUGACAGCUGCAAUUGCGUCGAACCUUGCAAGGGGCAUGCAAAUGGUACAGGCGGUGACCUCCGCCUGUAGAUACGUUCAGGCAGGCAUUAAGACUGCCAGUGACCUCGGCCAUGGAAACGGCCCGAUCAAUCACUUCCAUUCAACCUAUACUUUGCCUUUCGCACCAGGACACUUUGUCGAAUACCUGUUGAACAGACCAGACGUUGACGUGGCGUGGCGUGGCCAUACUGAGCACGAUUUUGUAGCUGGACUUGCUGAUGGCACUCUGCCAGUCGAGGCGUUCAAAUACUAUUUAGUCCAAGACUACUUGUACUUGACUCAAUUCGCGAGGGCGAAUGGCUUGGCCGGAUACAAAGCCAAAAAGAUAGAAGAUAUGGCGGGAGCGGCAAAAGUCGUGGCGCAUAUACAUCACGAGAUGUCACUGCAUGUCGAGUAUUGCAGAGAUUUUGGUAUAACGAAGGAAGAAAUGGAGACAACGGAGGAGAGCGAGGCAUGCACGGCGUACACGAGAUAUGUGCUUGAUAUCGGGCAAUCUGAGGAUUGGCUUGCCCUCCAGAUUGCUAUGGCGCCCUGCCUAAUCGGGUACGGCCAGAUUGCUGCACGAUUAUAUGCCGAUCCAAAGACGAAAAGAGAAGGGAAUCUGUAUUGGAAAUGGAUCCAGAACUAUGUUGCAGAAGACUACACCGAGGCGGUACGACAAGGAUCUGCACUCCUUGAGAAACACGCAGUUUUGCAGUCACCAAGCCGUAUCGAGGAGCUGGUAAAGAUUUUCAUUCAUGCAACCAAUAUGGAAACAGGCUUCUGGGAUAUGGGGCACAGGGGUACGGUUCCAUUGUAG